GUGGGUUAACACUCUGUCGUCAUUUUCCGCGCCUCAAAAGUGCCAGUAACAUGCUGGUGUAUCAUUAGACAAGGUCAGCACCAGGCUGAGGCGAUUGUUAUGUGUAAGCCAUGGCGCUGUCCGACCGUUUUGCUUUGUAUUUAUGGGUUUUUCUCCAGUUACAGACCUCUGGAACCCUUUUUAAUUCCAUUUUUGAUGGGACCUGACAAAAACCUGACAGAGACCGAGGUUGUGAAUGAAAUUUACCCAUUCUGGACAUAUUCUUACCUUAUCCUAUUGUUUCCUGUUUUCCUGGCCACGGACUACCUCCGUUACAAACCUGUGCUCAUUCUCCAGGCAGCCAGCUUCAUAGUGACUUACGCUAUGCUCAUGAAGGCCCAGGGUGUGCCUGCAAUGCAGUUGUUGGAGUUCUUUUUUGGUUUAGCGACUGCAAGUGAAGUAGCCUACUACUCUUACAUCUACAGUGUUGUGGAUCCAUCUCAUUAUCAGAGCGUGACCGGUAUCUGUCGCAGUGUCACGCUGUUGGGCUCGGCCAUAGGCUCAUUAACUGGACAGAUUCUUGUGUCUGUGGCCCAUGUGCCUCUCUUUUACCUAAGUGUCAUCACACUGGCAUCUUCCUGCAUAGGUUUUGUCACUCCUUUGUUUUUGCCCUUGCCCAGCAAGAGUCUGUUCUUUCACCAGAGAGAGGGCAGCGCUCAGGAUGAAGCAUCUCUUGAACCCAUGAACAGCAGUCAGUUGCAUGGCACGUUUGUGGAUUCAGAGGCCAAAAUGCAACCUAGUCCACAUGAAAGAACGGCUACGAUGGACAGAGAAAGCAGUAGUGGAUUACUGGACGUUUUGAAAAUGCUCUGGACAGACUUCCUUCAGUGUUACUCCUCCUCCACACUUCUGACCUGGUCCGUAUGGUGGGCUUUGUCUACAUGCGGUUACUUGCAGGUGCUUAACUAUGCUCAGUCACUGUGGGAGAAAAUCUUGUCAUCCAGUGAUCAUCAGAUCUACAAUGGCUAUGUGGAGACCAUUUCUACAUUGCUUGGUGCCUUUGCCGCAUUUGUGGUUAGCUUUAUAAAGGUGUCGUGGGCAGUGUGGGGAGAACUGGCUCUCUUUAUUUUCUCUGUGGUCAUCGCGGUGUCUGUGUAUCUCAUGGUCACCAUUAGAAAUAUCUGGGUGUGCUACGCCUCCUACGUGCUGUUCAGAGCUACCUAUAUGCUGCUCAUCACCAUAGCAACAUAUCAGAUUGCUGCUAAUCUAACCAUGAAACGUUACGCUUUGGUGUUCGGAGUGAACACUUUCAUUGCCCUGUUUCUGCAAACGCUGCUUACUGUGACUGUGGUAGAUUCUGUUGGUUUGGGACUGGAUAUUUUCCCGCAGUUUUUGAUCUAUGCUUGUUACUUUACUGGAGUGGCUAUGGUUUUCUUUAUCGCCUGGUUGUAUAAACUAGUCAAAAGGAGAAGAUCUGGAGAACAGGCUGACAGUGGACAGAAUUCAGCUGCCUAGAUGGAUGUCAACACAUCAAUCACCAAAUAUAUCAGAUGUGUUUCACAGGCCUGAAUUAUCUCAGCAUUCCAGUGUUUUCUGCACUACAUUAUGAAGUAAAAAUGUGUAUGAUUGAAUUAAGUAGGUAAGUCGCGUUGCCGUCAAUGCAUCAAUACAAUUUAAAAAGUGUUACAAUAGGUCAAAAAUAUUAGCUUUUCCAAAUCAUUAACACUUGUAUCCGGCUUUAAAGGUUAUAUUUUUAGGAGUGUUGAUGUGAAUGAUUAUCAUAUUUGACUGCACAAAUACAGGAUACACUGUAAGUGACAAUUUAUGGCUCAACAGUUUAAUCGAAUUAAUUUAUUGCACAAAUGAACAAAUUGCUCUUAUUUAAAUCUCACCAUUACAAUGCCUUAUUUCACUGCUGCUACUUGAAAUCAAACACCUUAUGCCAAAAUAUAUCAUUUCUUUUUAUGGUAGGAGGGAAAUAAAAAAGGCAAUCCUCAAUGUUCGGCUAUUAAAAAAGAGUGUGAAUGUGUGUGAAAUAAAAUUUUUAUUGCUGGAUUUCAAGUUUUGAAAGAGAAUGAAUGGGUAACUUUGUUGUAAAAGUUGUAUCCUGAAGUACCAUGUCACUUAGUAGGGGCCUGUUUGGGACCAAAUGUUUGUUUGUAAUUAUUACUAUAGGCUACUUCACAAGAUGUAAAUAGUUGUGUAGAAACAAUACCUGUUGUAGUUUUCAUUGAUUAUAUAUAUUUUUUUAUCUUGCAUGUAUAAUAAAUUCUUUGAAAUGUUUGUGUAA
Messenger RNA from Triplophysa dalaica, 2269 nucleotides. It is a transcript of the gene slc19a2, whose product is annotated as solute carrier family 19 member 2. Lineage: Eukaryota; Metazoa; Chordata; Actinopteri; Cypriniformes; Nemacheilidae. The record is from RefSeq and is a predicted model, not a curated record. The transcript has 6 exons. Gene Ontology annotation, cellular component: plasma membrane. Gene Ontology annotation, molecular function: vitamin transmembrane transporter activity. Bases 100 to 1494 code for a protein of 464 amino acids. Gene Ontology annotation, biological process: vitamin transport; transmembrane transport.